AUGGAGAAAACUUUAGAAAAAGAUAAAUACACUAGUGAAGAUGUUUAUAUAACUGACGAGAAUGACAGAAAUAAGUAUAAUGAAAAACAAGAAUUGAAGAAAUAUUGUCAUUCUCAUUCUGUAACUCCAUCGGAUAAUUAUUCAUCAAGAAGUUCAUUGACAGACUCUUCUGACUAUUCCAAUUCAAAUCAUAAUCAGUAUGCUUCAAAGAAAGCACCAUCCAAUGCUCCAAGAUGGGCAUUUACCAGAUAUAAUGGACCAAUAAAAGAAGUCAUUAAAAAGGCUUGCCGUCAAAGAUCAGCAAUAUCACUUGAUCAUCAAGAGGAAAAAUAG
Messenger RNA from Funneliformis caledonium, 333 nucleotides. Lineage: Eukaryota; Fungi; Glomeromycota; Glomeromycetes; Glomerales; Glomeraceae. The record is from the annotation of a GenBank genome assembly.